Miscanthus lutarioriparius is the source of this 1956-nucleotide messenger RNA. NCBI's taxonomy places the organism in Eukaryota, Viridiplantae, Streptophyta, Magnoliopsida, Poales, Poaceae. The record is from the annotation of a GenBank genome assembly.
AUGGAAAGUUCAGGUGCCUUGGAUUCAGGGGAUAUUUCACUGGCCUCAGAUGUCUUUGGUCUUCCUGGUCAGUUUGAUAAUCAACAUCCUGCUCACGAAGUAGUAGCACAAGAUGAGGUUGAAGCAAUAUGGAAAGGAAUUCCAAAAAGAACAAAAAAUUUCACAAUUGAUGAGGAUGAACAACUUGUCAAAUCGUGGCUAAACAUGAGUUUGGAUCCGGUGAAAGUGAGUGAGCCAACACUUAUCGGCACAAGAAUGGAUGGGAAUGCUGAGCCAAUCCAAUUCUCAUGGGGCAAGCGUCGAGCAACAGGUGGUGUCAAGAUGGAUAUACAGUUCUAUGGGUCCUUCACAUUGGACAAUGUGAAGUAUUCAUUGUAUGACUGUGUCUAUCUAUUUAAGCAUGGUGAAACUGAACCAUACAUUGGAAAAAUAGUGAAGAUUUGGGAGCAAAAUAAUGCUAAAAAAGUAAAAAUUCUUUGGUUUUUCCACCCUGACGAGAUUCAGAAUUAUUUAAGAGGCCCUGUGAUGGGAAAGGAGAUUUUUCUUGCUUGUGGUGAAGGUACUGGGCUUGCAGAUAUCAACCCACUGGAAGCUGUUGCUGGAAAAUGCACUGUUAUAUGUAUUUCAAAGGACGAGAGGAAUCGUCAACCUUCUCCUCAGGAACUAGACAUUGCUGAUUAUAUCUUCUAUAGGUUCUUUGAUGUUAAAAGUUUAACACUUUCUGAUCAAUUGCCUGAUAAAAUUGCUACAUGGCAAGUUGAUGUUCUGCUGAAUCCAAAAGAUGAGCUAGUCAUAUCCAGUCCUGGUACAAAUGUUCCGUUGAAUCCAAAUGUGGAUGAGUGUAUGGUUGCCGCAGUACCUGCACCCCCUUCAGCAGUUAAAACGGAGGAUGGAAGUCAGGCUGCUGCACUUCCCCUUCCGCAGCCAGCAUUUAAGGAGGUGGAUGAAAAUCCGCCUGCCACAGUUCCCCUUUCCCAAUCAGAGGUCAGGGAGGAACAGAAACCAACCAUUGCGAUUCCCCUUUCCCAGCCUGUGGUCAAGAAAGAGGAUAAGAAAUCAGUUGCUGCCAUUCCCCUUUCCCGUUCAGCAGUCAAGGAGGAUGAGAAACCAGUUGCUUCGAUUGCCCCUCCACGGUCUGCAGUUAUGGAGAACAUUCCCAAACAUACACAGUUACAGGAUGCUCACACUGGGGAGAGGCCACCAAAAAAGUUGAAAUUAUCCCAAGUAACUACAGAGCAGGACAUAGCCCCAGAGACUGCUGAACAAAGACCUUUGGAGCUACCGCCAAAGAAUAUCGACAGAAGCAAAUGGUUUAAAAUUGAAUGGGAUGACAGACUAAAGAUGGCUGAUGAUAAGGGGACUCUUGUCUAUAUUCAAAAUCUUGAUAUUCGGUUUGGACCUGCUGACAUAGAGGUAGCAAGCAAAGCAUAUGCCAUAUUCAAAACUAAAGAUGCUGCUGAUGCUGCCAUUUUAAAAAUCAAUUCUGGCUUGGUUGUUGGUGGAAGACCUCUUUACUGCAGCAAAGGGUUACUUGAGGUUCCAAAACCUUCAGUGAAUCUUAUUGGGCACCUCUCCUCACAUGUCAAAAUUGGUCAAAAGCAGCGUGAUUUGCAGAAGAAGGCCGUAGCAACCUCACAUUGUUCCCAGCCCAACACGAUCGAGUAUGACUUGGCCUUAGAAUGGAUGCUUCUUCGGGAAAGGCAAGACCAAAAAGCACAGAGGUCAACGCGCAUGCUUGCAGGGGUCAACGCGCUCUCCAGCAACGACAUCAGGGUCGGCACCAACGUCGAGCCUAAGGCACUGCGCAAAACGUAUGUCAUUGUUAUGCAAAACAUGCCAGCCAAUUUCUCUCGUCUCCUUCCAACAACAGAGUUUCUCCACGUCAAGCCUGGAAAAGGUGCUGCCUUUGUCAGGACGAAAAUGCGCAACUAUGUCACCGGCAACACAGUUGACUAG